GAUGUCGAUUUUGAUUCUUACUGUACGGCCCUACUGUAUUCUUUACAACUCGUACAAUGCCAUACCGCACAGAAAACAAAAUUUGGCACAUCUUUCAUUUUCAAAAAGCGAACAAACCAGAAGCACAAAGGCAACAAACCAAAGCACAAAGAAACAUAACUGAAAAGCACACCAGAAUAGAAGCAACCUUACGAAACGAAUAGAUUCAGCACAAAGAAUAGGAGACAAAACACGAACCACUCAAGCAAAAAUGUCGUCUGCACCCAAGAAAUACAUUAAGAUCAAAGGGGUCAUGAAAAUGAAUCCCGAAUACAAGGCAUGGAAAAACAGGCAAGAGUCAGGAGGAGCAGUACCAAUUCCCCAGGCAGCUGCUACAUCCCCAAAAGAUAAUGCGUUGCCUGUGAUUUCCAAUAUGGAUGAUCACAUGCAGCUAAACGAGGACCUUGGAACUGACGUCCCCCUUGCCGAAGCCACGAAUGCCACCAUCGAAAUGAUGCAGGAACCCGACAUCAGUCUUGAAGCCGGAAUGCAACCCGAUGAAAUGGUAGAUGAAUUGGGAGCCGUCCUUGGAAAAUAUGAAGUACCCAUGGGACUCAUGAACAAACGUAAGUUGUGAUAACUUAUUCCUCUGUUUAUCGUCUCGGGAAUUGAUUGGCGAUGAGUGACCAAGUCUUUGCACCACAAAGCUUCCCGAUAACUCACAUAUGGCUUAUUUUAUAUUCUAAACAUUCCUUAUCCUUAUUCAUCGUCCUACGACCCUAUUUUGACAUGAUUUCAUUAGUCAUCAUGCUGAGUGAAUUCGAUAGUUUGGAAUUCAUCAUCGAUGACAGUGGAAGCAUGCAGAUGAUUUCCGACACUAUCAACCCCUUAACAAGAAAGCCCAAUACUCGGUGGCAAGAAGCCCACCAACGAUUAAAGGAAAUGAUAGAAAUUCUGGCCUACGUGCCGUUUCAGCAAAUCGGUAUUGAGUUCUUAAAUCGUCAGGACCGCAUUCUGUUGACUCGACAAGGUAUGGCCCCGAGAGACUUCCUUACCGGAGCUUAUGAUCAAAUCGAUGCUCAAUUUGCCAGAGGACCCUCUGGAACAACCCCAGUACUUGAAAAGCUUCAGACUAGUUUAUUGCGGGGACAGGGGCACAGCAUUGCACGGUAUUUCUUCGGGGAUGGUGUUCCCAACGGUGGGCAAAUGGCAGUGAAGGAAAUAGCACGAAUUGUUACGAAUCGUGCGGAGCCUGCAGCAAAUCCCAUCACUUUUCUCAGUUGCACCAACCAAGACGACGACGUGGAAUGGAUGAAAGAGACAGAAGAGAUCGCUCCUUAUUGCUCUGAAUCUGAUGACUAUGGUGACGAAUCCAGGGAAGUUUUGGGAGAUCAGGGUGAGGCCUUGCCAUACACUCGUGGGUUUUGGCUGAUUUGCCAGCUGGUCGCGGCGAUGAAUCCGGACGACUUGGAUGCCAUGGACGAAAGCAUACCUUUCACGAAGAUGACGCUCGACAAUUUGCUAGGCAUUGUUCACAACGAGGCGUCCUACAAAUACUAUUUCGAUUCUUUUCUAGAGAAUCAAAGGAAACGCAGCGCCUAUAAUGAGAUGGACCGUCUGAAGAAAAACACAAGAUGGAGUUACCAUGAUUUUCUUAACGCAGCCGUUGCGAAAGACAUUUCUCAAGUUCGAGACUUCAAGCAAAAGAUGGCUCGGAUGAACCAUCAUUGAUGCUGAAGUUGUUGUUCAUCUAUCAAUUGAGAGGGCUGAUGGAAACCAUGUGGAUGUUACUACUUCAAAUAAUUAGUAUGCAUCAAGUGCGUUUAUUGUAAGUAUGUUAAGUGGUGUAAAGUAAAAUCAUUACGACCAG
Pseudo-nitzschia multistriata is the source of this 1849-nucleotide messenger RNA. NCBI's taxonomy places the organism in Eukaryota, Bacillariophyta, Bacillariophyceae, Bacillariales, Bacillariaceae. The record is from the annotation of a GenBank genome assembly.